Messenger RNA from Ahaetulla prasina, 455 nucleotides. RefSeq names its product mitogen-activated protein kinase 12-like. Gene Ontology annotation, biological process: intracellular signal transduction; protein phosphorylation. NCBI's taxonomy places the organism in Eukaryota, Metazoa, Chordata, Lepidosauria, Squamata, Colubridae. The transcript has 4 exons. The coding region runs from base 1 to 444 and encodes 147 amino acids. Gene Ontology annotation, molecular function: protein serine/threonine kinase activity; ATP binding. Gene Ontology annotation, cellular component: nucleus; cytoplasm. The record is from RefSeq and is a predicted model, not a curated record.
AUGUUGCCUGUGCUUUGGAACAACAUCCACCUUCAAGUUCUUACUGCCUCAGGUUCCAUUUUCAGAACACAUCAGAGCAUGGCCAUGGAAGUGGAAGAGAAUGGUGUAACCCCUCUUGUUAUUUCAGCUAUUGACCAGAAAAGUGGAAGCAAGGUGGCUAUCAAGAAGUUGUACCCAUUUCAAUCAGAGCUUUUUGCCAAACGAGCCUAUCGGGAACUGCGCCUUCUGAAGCACAUGAAGCAUGAAAAUGUAAUUGGGCUUUUAGAUGUCUUCACACCAGAUCCUUCACUGGAUAAAUUUAAUGACUUCUACCUUGUCAUGCCAUUUAUGGGAACAGACUUAAGUAAAAUAAUGAAGCAUGAGAAACUAACUGAAGAUAGGAUCCAGUUCCUUGUUUACCAGAUGUUAAAGGGCCUAAAGGUUAGAUCUUUCUCUUAUAAUUAAUUGCCUCUUGG